AUGUCUAUAAAAUCUCAGAAAUCAUUAAACGAGGAAUGUUCGGAGAUAUUCGAGAAAAGCUACUCCGUGAGAAGUCUAUCAGAUGAAAGUCUAUCUACUGAGGACGAGGAGACAGACAGUCUGUGUCGCGAGCUGCUCCGCAAGAUGUCGCCCGCCGCGCUCACACAACUGCGGCGACGUUUCAAGCGGGGUCGGCAGGUGCAACACAAUGUUAAUAGGAAGGUGGAAGAAGCAAUGGUGGCGGCGGCGCUGCAAGAGGGGGUGGAGUUUGCUACCUCCGAUCCGCCCGCAGCCCCCACCGACGCACUGUGGCUUGAUGAAGACAGCUUCGUAGCCGCCAUUGAUGAGAUAUUCGGUGGUCACAAGUACAGUGCACAUGCGCGGCAGCUGUGCGUGGCGCUGGACCCGUUGCGAAGCGGCCGCGUGCACUGGUCGGCGCUGCUGGCGCGCCUGCUGCCGGCCCCGCGGCCCCCGCGAGCUCCUGCACUCGCCCACAAACCCUCACGACUGCCACAUGCACAGAGGGAGUGCAUCGUGAAGUUAGUGAGCUUGCAUGUGGGGGACAGGUUCUGCUACGUGUGUGUGACGCGCGGGGGACGGGUCGGCGUCUACAGCGGCGACUUGCAACUACUCAACACUUACGAGGUGAAUGUGCAGGCGGGAUCAAGUGUUCCAGCGCAGAACGACCGCGCGGGGUCGCGUCAAGAACUGCUGGGUGACAGAUGCAGUUUACAUGAGCGUUAG
Papilio machaon (common yellow swallowtail) is the source of this 744-nucleotide messenger RNA. RefSeq lists its product as uncharacterized. NCBI's taxonomy places the organism in Eukaryota, Metazoa, Arthropoda, Insecta, Lepidoptera, Papilionidae. The record is from RefSeq and is a predicted model, not a curated record. Bases 1 to 744 code for a protein of 247 amino acids. The transcript is spliced from 6 exons.